This is a messenger RNA of Hibiscus syriacus, 3243 nucleotides long. RefSeq names its product extensin-2-like. The record is from RefSeq and is a predicted model, not a curated record. NCBI's taxonomy places the organism in Eukaryota, Viridiplantae, Streptophyta, Magnoliopsida, Malvales, Malvaceae. The coding region runs from base 101 to 3199 and encodes 1032 amino acids. Gene Ontology annotation, biological process: plant-type cell wall organization. Gene Ontology annotation, molecular function: structural constituent of cell wall. The transcript has 5 exons.
ACGAAAUUCCUUCUUCCCCCUUUUUCUUUUCUUCCAAACAGGUAAACUACGAGAAAAUCUUGGUACAUUGGCUGGCGGUGGUGCUCUUUGGUCGUCAUCUAUGAUGGUUCGGGGGGACAACCCGGCGAGGGGCCGAUUUUGGCCCCAAAUGCUAAUGGCUGUUGCCAUUGUUGUUUUUGCUAGUAAUGUAGGUUCAGCGUCUGCUGAUCCUUAUAUUUAUUCUUCGCCUCCUCCUCCUUAUGAGUACAAAUCACCAUCACCACCUUCUCCUUCUCCACCGCCGCCUUAUGUGUAUAAAUCUCCACCACCACCACCACCAUCGCCUUCUCCACCACCUCCUUAUGAGUACAAGUCCCCUCCACCACCACCAAAACACGAAGAGAAGCCAUAUUAUUAUAAGUCCCCACCACCACCAUCACCUUCUCCCCCACCUCCUUACGAGUACAAGUCUCCUCCACCACCAAAGCACGAGGAGAAGCCCCCCUACUACUACAAGUCUCCUCCACCACCUUCACCAUCCCCGCCACCUCCAUACGUCUAUAAGUCUCCACCACCACCACCUAAACACGAGGAGCAGCCUCCGUACUACUACAAGUCCCCACCACCACCUUCACCAUCCCCGCCACCUCCAUACGUCUAUAAAUCUCCACCACCACCACCGAAACAUGUAGAGCAGCCUCCAUACUACUACAAGUCUCCUCCACCACCUUCACCAUCCCCACCACCUCCAUACGUCUACAAGUCUCCACCACCACCACCUAAACACGAGGAACAGCCCCCGUAUUACUACAAGUCCCCACCACCACCUUCACCAUCCCCACCACCUCCAUAUUAUUACAAGUCUCCACCACCGCCUUCACCAUCGCCACCACCUCCAUAUGUAUACAAGUCUCCACCACCGCCACCAAAGCACGAAGAGCAACCUCCAUACUACUACAAGUCUCCACCACCACCGGUGAAAUCUCCUCCUUAUUACUACAAUUCUCCACCACCACCAACUCCUUAUUACCCACACCCUCAACCUCACCCCCACCCGCACCCCCAUCCCCUCAUUGUCAAGGUGAUCGGAAAAGUUUACUGCUACAGAUGCUAUGACUGGACCUAUCCAGUGAAGUCACACAACAAGAAACAUCUCAAAGGUGCUGUCGUGGAAGUGACAUGCAAAGCUGGAGAAAAGGAAAUCACUGUCUACGACAAGACCAGAAUCAAUGGCAAAUACAGCGUUGCUGUUCCUGGGUUUGACUAUGCCAAAUAUGGAGCCGACGCUUGCACGGCCAAGCUCCAUGCCCCACCCAAGGGUUCACCAUGCAACAUAGCCACGAGCCUACACAAGGGCGACAAGGGUGCCGAGCUCAAGGUCUAUUCAAAGGACAAGUACGAGGUUGUGCUCAAGGCUAAGCCGUUUGCUUAUGCUCCCAAGAAACCAUACAAGGGAUGUGAGAAGCCGAAACCGAAGCAUCCGACUCCGUACUACUAUAAAUCUCCACUGCCACCGUCACCUCUUUACGUCUACAAGUCACCACCUCCACCGGCUCCUACUUAUGUAUACAAGUCUUCACCACCACCAAGUCCCACCUAUGUUUACAAGUCACCACCUCCUCCGCCGUAUUACUACAAGUCUCCACCACCACCGAAGCAUGUUGUGAACCCCCCGUACUACUACAAGUCUCCACCACCACCGAGUCCCAUUUACGUUUACAAGUCACCACCACCACCGACGCCCACCUAUGUUUACAAGUCACCACCUCCACCACCAUACUACUACAAAUCUCCACCACCACCGAAGCAUGUAGAGAUUCCCCCGUACUACUACAAAUCCCCACCACCACCAAGCCCCACAUACAUUUACAAGUCACCACCACCACCAACACCUACCUAUGUUUACAAGUCACCACCUCCACCACCAUACUACUACAAAUCUCCACCACCACCGAAGCAUGUAGAGAAUCCCCCGUACUACUACAAGUCCCCACCACCACCAAGCCCCACAUACGUUUACAAGUCACCACCACCACCAACACCCACCUAUGUUUACAAGUCACCACCUCCUCCCCCGUACUACUACAAGUCUCCACCACCACCGAAGCAUGUAGAGAAUCCCCCAUACUACUACAAGUCCCCACCACCACCAAAACACGUCGAAAAACCACCAUACUACUACAACUCUCCACCACCACCAAGCCCCACCUAUGUUUACAAGUCACCACCACCUCCUCCGUACUACUACAAAUCUCCACCACCACCAGUCCACUCUCCACCACCACCAUACUAUUACAAGUCCCCACCUCCACCACCAAAACACGAAGAACAACCUCCAUACUACUACAAAUCUCCUCCCCCACCAUCGCCAUCUCCUCCUCCACCAUAUUACUACAAAUCCCCGCCACCACCAGUACACUCUCCACCUUCACCAUACUACUACAAGUCCCCACCGCCAUCACCACCAAAACACGAAGAGCAACCACCGUACUACUACAAAUCACCUCCACCACCAUCACUGUCUCCUCCUCCACCAUACUAUUACAAAUCACCUCCACCACCAGUCCAUUCUCCACCUCCACCAUACUACUACAAGUCCCCACCACCACCGCCAAAACACAAAGAGCAACCCCCAUACUACUACAAAUCUCCUCCACCACCAUUGUCAUCUCCUCCUCCACCAUAUUAUUACAAGUCUCCACCACCACCAGCCCACUCUCCACCUCCACCUUACUACUACAAAUCACCCCCACCUCCAUCGCGGUUUCCUCCAUCACCAUAUUACUACAAAUCCCCACCACCUCCAUCUCCUUCACCACCCCCACCAUACUACUACAAAUCACCCCCACCACCGGUUUAUUCUCCACCACCACCAUACUACUACAAGUCUCCCCCACCUCCAGUAGAAGUUCCAGCACCAACUUACCAUUACAAGUCCCCACCACCACCAUCUCCUUUACCACCACCAUCUCCUUUACCACCACCAUACUACUACAAGUCACCCCCACCUCCAGUGAAGGCCCCAGCACCUGCAUACCACUACAAUUCCCCUCCUCCACCAUCACCAUCUCCUCCUCUCCCAUACCACUACAAAUCUCCCCCACCACCAUCUCCCUCACCCCCUCCCCCAUACUACUACCACUCACCUCCUCCACCAGUGAAAUCACCUCCACCUCCGGUCUACAUUUACGCUUCUCCACCACCACCAAUCCCCUACUAGAUCUGAAAAGAUCAACAGCUCACCGUUCAUGUUCUAGUUUCACA